Molecule: messenger RNA, 1383 nt
Organism: Venustampulla echinocandica
Lineage: Eukaryota; Fungi; Ascomycota; Leotiomycetes; Helotiales; Pleuroascaceae
Exons: 1
Coding region: 1-1383 (460 amino acids)
Source: RefSeq, a predicted model, not a curated record
AUGUAUACACCUCAAAACGACAACCUGCUCUGGAAGCACUCUCCAGAGAUCGACAUGCUGUCGCAAGACAACGCAGCAUCUCAGGCCGCCGCGCCAACCUCGAAAUUUAACCCUACUACUCUUCACGAAGCUAUGGAUGGUCUUGAAGGCCCAUCCAUUGGCCUUGACGUUUCAUCAAACUUCGAGGAUGAAGAGAUUAUCAGACAGAAUGAAGAGGCUAGAGCCAGACAAGAGAAGGCGCGACAAGAGAUCACCAUUGAAGCACUGGAGGCAUUUGGCAUCCACAUCAAUGCAUUCAUGGGUCCAUCGCUUGACCAUGAGAUGCAAGGAGACAUCUCGAACCAGUCAAGCCAGAAAAGUUCAAGAACCAUUAUCAACGUCCGCAAAGACUUCUUCCUCGACCUGGGCAACUUUCCCGAGCUCAACGUCGAACUUGCAAAGCAUCUCCAGCUUAACGACUUUGUGUCUCUAUACGCCAUCUCCAAUGACUUCCACUGCGCAGUCAACAGCCAACUCACCUCUGUUAUGGUUAAUCUUUCGCAUCGCUUAGCCCCUGAGUCUGCCGAAAUAUUCCGCUUCACUUUUUACGACGACCUCUGCACUACGGACCCGAUGAAGCACCCUCAUCCAGUUAUCCCAUCCGCAAUUCGUAGGGUCCCGAGUAUCCGCUGGCUCCGGAUGGUCAUCCAUCGAGACAAGGCAGUCCGCGAUAUCCUAGCCUGCAUGGCGCGCCAAGGUCACCGAAUGCCCCAAGGCAUGAGCAUGACUCUGAAGAAGAUGUGGCUGCUCAUGGACAUCUCCACCAACCGCCACCGAGUCCAGUUUAUGCACGGCAAAUCCUGGACUGAUUCGGAUUUGUAUAAUGUUCAGAUGUUUGUCGUCAAGUUGGAUAUGCGGUUCAACGACCCCAUCGAUGGACCGGGAACUGACCAUAUGAGGAAGCUGUUCUUGGGACAGAGGGGUUUGAGCCCGUUGUGUAAGUUGCUCAAACGCACGGGGUUUACUACUACUGAGGACAUCCUCAAGCUGGCUGUCAAAUACUCGCACCAGGUCCGACCAGAGCAUAAAGGUUACUCGAUCUGGGGGGUUCCUCCUCAGGAUAUCGGGACGGGCCAUCUGGAGGGAUGGGGAAAGGGCAACACUCACUUGAUGCGACCGGAUGAGUUGGUUAUGCGAGAGUCUGUGAGGCGAGGAUUAGGGUUGAAGCAGCACAUUAUGAAUAUGAUGCUUUGGGGGUACAUUGAUCCGGUCACUACGCAGAAUACACCAGCUACGGCGGAGGAGAAAUAUAUGUCCGAUGAUGAGGAAGUCCCUAUCGAUCCGGACUGGAACGAUUAUGAAGAUCCUAACACCGAUCAGGACAUGGCUGAUGCUGCUGGAUGA